Messenger RNA from Oppia nitens, 696 nucleotides. RefSeq lists its product as uncharacterized. Bases 115 to 696 code for a protein of 193 amino acids. The transcript is spliced from 2 exons. The record is from RefSeq and is a predicted model, not a curated record. NCBI's taxonomy places the organism in Eukaryota, Metazoa, Arthropoda, Arachnida, Sarcoptiformes, Oppiidae.
ACUUUGAUUGUCACUAUCAUAGCGGUAGUGAUCGACUGUAAACCAGUUUACCAGAAGACGACUAAUGACUCGAAAAAGUCUGUCCGCUGUUAUAGUCCAGAAAAACCUGAGAAUAUGCCCGAAGAGGUGUUCCGCAAAUAUAAGAUAUCCAGUCGUAACCUAUCGGAGACCGACAAACGGACAUUUUGGGAUAAAUUUAGUCAGUGGUGGCAAAAUGCUUUCGCACAAGUCGGCAAAUUUGUACAAAAAGUGGUAAAAUUUUUUGAUAAUCUGUUCAAAAACAAUAGAAAAACCAAUGGACAACAAACUACUACUACUACAGAAGUGCCGCCAACUCCUUCUCAACAUAGAUACGCGUCAAAUGUGGUAAUCUGUGUGGAGAAAGACAUCGGUGGUCAAGUGGGUCUACAGACUACCAAAAUUUAUACGAUUGAUGUGACGACACCUUUUAAGAUACAAAAUGAAUGGGUGACUAUAACAUCGUCGGCCACAACAACGUCAACAACGACGACGACUACAACAACAACUGAGUCAACAAAUGAAUCAGAAACCAACAAAUAUGAGACAAUGGAUGAACAGUUUAGUACACCUUUUGAUCCAAACAGAGAACGAAACCCUGUUAUGGUGGGUGUCGGCGACCAAAAGGUACGACACGAUAGUCAUAGGGAUGAUCCAACUGUUGUCAAAGCUAUCUGA